GGGCGCGGCGCAGCGCGACAGGCGCUCUGUGUGGCCGCAGCCAUGAAGCCGCAGCCGCCGGGGUAGGCCCCGGGCGGCUCCAGCCCAGGGCGGCCCGUGGAGGGCUGGGCCCGGUUUCCGGCCCCGUUGUCCGGGCCGGCGGGUGGCCCCUCACCAUGCCUGGCAAGCACCAACACUUCCAGGAACCUGAGGUCGGCUGCUGCGGGAAAUACUUCCUGUUUGGCUUCAACAUUGUCUUCUGGGUGCUGGGAGGCCUGUUCCUAGCCAUUGGCCUGUGGGCCUGGAGUGAGAAGGGCGUUCUUUCUAACAUCUCAGCGCUGACAGAUCUGGGAGGCCUCGACCCCGUGUGGCUGUUUGUGGUGGUUGGAGGCGUCAUGUCAGUGCUGGGCUUUGCUGGUUGUAUUGGUGCCCUCCGAGAGAACACCUUCCUGCUGAAGUUUUUCUCUGUGUUCCUUGGCCUCAUCUUCUUCCUCGAGCUGGCGACAGGGAUCCUUGCCUUCGUCUUCAAGGACUGGAUUCGAGACCAGCUCAACCUCUUCAUCAACAACAAUGUCAAGGCUUAUCGGGAUGACAUUGAUCUCCAGAACCUCAUUGACUUUGCUCAGGAAUACUGGUCUUGCUGCGGAGCUCGCGGGCCCAAUGACUGGAACCUUAAUAUCUACUUCAAUUGCACUGACUUGAACCCCAGCCGAGAGCGCUGUGGAGUACCCUUCUCCUGCUGUGUCAGGGACCCUGCGGAAGAUGUCCUCAACACCCAGUGUGGCUAUGAUGUCCGGCUCAAACUGGAGCUGGAGCAGCAGGGCUUCAUCCACACCAAAGGCUGCGUGGGCCAAUUUGAGAAGUGGCUGCAGGACAACCUGAUUGUUGUGGCUGGCGUCUUUGUGGGCAUCGCCCUACUUCAGAUCUUUGGCAUCUGCCUGGCCCAGAACCUCGUGAGUGACAUCAAGGCAGUGAAGGCCAACUGGAUCAAACAUGAUGAUGGCUACAAACUGCUCAAAUAAACCAAACUUUGACAACCAUUGGCUUAAGCCCACCACCUUGGAGGUUCUGUCAGCUGCAGGGCCUUGACAGAGCUCUCCAGCAAGGGCCCAGACCCACCCUCCCAGCAAAGCUUCUUUGGCCUGGGUAGUUUGUACAUUUGAGACAACCUUUUACAAAUGGGCAUGCUUCACAUAAAAAUCCAGAUGCCCUGCUUCUCUUGAAGAAUGACCAUCUGGCCACACCAGCUCUUCAGUGGCGUUAUCACCUGGGACAUAAGCUUCCAUGGUCACUGAGGCCUUGUGUGGCCUGUUCUCACCUAAGUGCCCCGCCUGACCUCCGUGGGCUGGGAGUUGGCCUCCCUCCACCUCUUUGGAUUAUCGCCUGCAAACCCCACAGACUGCUGCGGCCGAGACUGAAGCCAGGCACAGGGAUGUGAAGAAUGGGGAGACUGGACCUCAUCCUGAAGAAGGGCUGGCUAUACAGGGGGUCCAGUCCUGCCGGGGACUGAAGUGGGUGCCAGAAUGCCCAGGAAGGUGACUGAGUGGUGGGUGGGAGUCAGGAAGACUACAAAUGAAUCGCUGGAGUCCCAAGGUGUAGCACCAAGAGGGUUGAAAGGAACCAGUUUUGGGCCACAGAUGAUGGUUCUUAGCAGUGACGGCAAAUCCUGUAGAACUUUUGGUGAUGGCAAACAUCCUGUUGUGGCACAAGUGGUUCGCUAUCACUGGCUCUUAGGUGCGGAUGGAAUCCAGUUCUGCAUCUUCCUGCGGCCUGCAGAGCUGCCUCAUGGUCACCAGAGGGCGCACCAGCACAGCAUUUCCUGGGUUUGGCGCUUUUCCCUCCCAGCCUCACCGCAGCAGAAUGGGGUCUGGCGUUCUAGCUCUUCAGGUUCUGCUGUUUGAAAGCUGGUAAAGAAGCAGAGUAGCUCGGGCUUGGGAACUUUGCUUCUCAGCUCUACACUUUCACAGUUAUAUUCUGAAGGGACCUGUGGCAUGGGACUUCCUCUCUGGGCCCACGGAAGACAGGAGGUAGUAGACUAGAGGUCUCAGCUCAAAUUCCCUCAGGUCCCAGGAGGGUUUUGCUGAGUGCAGUUGGCCUUAGAGAGCUGAAGCCUGCUUUCUUUAACAGUCACAGCCGGUAGGGACAGGACCCAAAGCUCUUGGUACCAUCCAGUGGAUCACGGCCUCGAGGAGCAGUGGGGUAUGGCAGGCGCCGUGUGGCGGGUGGUCUGGACAUACUACAAUAAACGCAGCUCCAAACGCA
Cavia porcellus (domestic guinea pig) is the source of this 2241-nucleotide messenger RNA. RefSeq names its product tetraspanin 17 (gene Tspan17). The transcript has 9 exons. NCBI's taxonomy places the organism in Eukaryota, Metazoa, Chordata, Mammalia, Rodentia, Caviidae. Gene Ontology annotation, cellular component: plasma membrane. The coding region runs from base 156 to 1001 and encodes 281 amino acids. The record is from RefSeq and is a predicted model, not a curated record.